Molecule: messenger RNA, 2132 nt
Organism: Xyrauchen texanus (razorback sucker)
Lineage: Eukaryota; Metazoa; Chordata; Actinopteri; Cypriniformes; Catostomidae
Gene: naa50
Product: N-alpha-acetyltransferase 50, NatE catalytic subunit
Exons: 5
Coding region: 306-812 (168 amino acids)
Biological process (GO): mitotic sister chromatid cohesion
Cellular component (GO): NatA complex
Molecular function (GO): acyltransferase activity, transferring groups other than amino-acyl groups
Source: RefSeq, a predicted model, not a curated record
AUAAUAUUUACAUAAAUUACAUUAACUAUCCUCGUGAAGACACGAUAUUUAAAAAAAUAUAUAUGUUUUUAUGUUAUAUUAAGGUUCUCGUCCUGACUGAAACUGUUUGGGGUGAUUCAAUCUAAACGAUCUGGCAACAUUCCGCCAUAGCACAGACUCGGAGGCAAAUGCGGACCGCUUAGCUAGUGUGCUAGCAACAUACAUGUGGAGGGGAUCUCAUCCCAAACUGUGCCCAAAUUCCCCUUAGACUGACAAAUAUCGCCAACUUGCCCUGUCUCCCUCACAACAAACGUGUUUUCUUCAACAUGAAAGGCCGGAUCGAGUUGGGGGAUGUUACUCCCCACAACAUUAAACAAUUGAAGCGUCUCAACCAAGUGAUCUUCCCUGUCAGCUACAAUGACAAGUUCUACAAAGAUGUUCUGGAGGUAGGAGAGCUCGCCAAGCUAGCAUACUUCAACGACAUUGCAGUUGGUGCUGUGUGUUGUAGAGUGGAUCACUCUCAGAACCAGAAGCGACUCUACAUCAUGACACUGGGUUGCCUAGCACCUUACCGCAGACUUGGCAUAGGAACGAAAAUGCUGAACCAUGUGUUGAACAUUUGUGAGAAGGAUGGCACUUUUGACAACAUUUAUCUUCAUGUGCAGAUAAGCAAUGAGUCUGCAAUCGACUUCUAUCAGAAAUUUGGCUUUGAGAUCAUUGAGACAAAAAAGAACUAUUACAAGAGGAUAGAGCCAGCAGAUGCCCACGUUCUUCAGAAAAGCCUGUGCAGCCCAUGUGCGCCCCCUGCAGGAGAGAUACAAAAAGCAGACUAGAGGUUGAAGUGCAACACAGAUUGGUCUAUUCCCCCAAAUGGAACUGUAACCGCUGCCCCACGGUUGACACACUCACCACAUUUUUCAGAGGACAUAUUAGACAGAAAAAGUCAAUGAAAUAUUUGCUGCAUUUAUUGUGCAAAAACUUUAGUCCCCCCAAAUUUGUGUUCUCUUUUUUUCCAUUUCUUCAUUCAGAGAGUUGAAAUUAGAUGGAGGUUUUCAAGCAGAAUCCAUAAGUGCUCCAAAAAGCUGCUGACUACUUUUUGUUCUGACAUGGUGAAGGUUAUGGUUGCAAAGCAUACUGUUUGCAUUUGUUUUAGAUUUGAUAAAGGUAAGGGGACAUAGCUUUGCUUGGACAAAACAUUAGAACUAAAGUCUUUCUAAAUAUGACCGUUCUUGACCUGAGAUUCCCCAGCUGGCAACCUUGGAGCGUUUGUUUGAAUCGUCUUAGGGACACAUGGAGUCCUCAGAACCUGAGCACCCCGCCACCUGAACCCUCGGACACAUGGCAAGGGAACUACUGGUGGCAGAAACUUCCUGUUUCACCAUACAGGCAAUAUGCAAUGUUGGAGAGUUGCAUGUGAUGCAAUGUCUCCUUUUGAUGUCAGUCGCCUCUGUCUGUCUUGAGGCUAACCCAGUGAGGGGAAAAAAAAAGAGCGUAAAACCCCCUCAACUAAGAGAGUGGUAAAACUGUUUUGGUAUGGGGGAGGUCAAGGGGGAUAAACUCCACUCGUUUGUGAAUGUUUUUCUGCCCAAUAUUUAAUAUCCCCAUCUUGUUCUUUUUUAUCUAUAGAUUGAGUCUGGGCCUUUUCUGGGGUUUGAAAUAAUGCUGCUGGUGAGAUGUAAAGGCUUCAGAUAGCAAACAUGUAUGGCUUUUAUUGGCCUUUAUGGUUGUGUUGAUUAUGGUGGAUCGAGUUCUUAAAUAAUUUUUAGUCCACCAGGACUCAAGUUAGAGUUUCUAAGUUUUUGAUGUGUGUUUAUGCAUUUGAAUCCUUGCUUCUCACUUAAGGUAACACUUUUGCAGCAAAAAUACAUAUGUCCUCCCACAACGUAACAUUACAUUUCAGUGAUGUUCACUGACUACCACCUUUUUCCCAUGCACAGUGGGAGCAUUGCAGGUCACUUCUACAUAAGUUUAUUUUAUAGGACUUAACAGAGUCAGAUCCCAGAAAAAUCCCAGACUCCGUGCAAGUUAGGGGAGACAUGCCCUCUCCAAUGUAGUAAAAGCAUGUUUCUUCCCCCUCAUUUCUUUGAAAAUUUUUAUCUUUUCUGGAGCUCUAUAUUGUAUGACUUUUAAACCUCUAAAUAAAAUUACUAUUU